CCGGACUUGAAUCGAUUCGUCAAUUCAAGUUUUAUAUCCCCCAAAGCCCCUACUUAUCUCCCUCUUCCACACACACCCUCUCCCUCACACCACACACAAACAUUUUACACUUUCUCUCUCUAUACUCUCUCUCUAACCCUAGAAGGAUUCGCCAUGAAAGGAGGCAGGUCGAAGGCUGAAACGAAAAAAACUGAUAGCAAGUUGUCGGUGAAGAAGAGAGGAGCACCGAGCGAAAAGGCCAGCAAGAAGCCGGCCAAGAAAGGGAAGGCUGCGAAGGAUCCCAACAAGCCCAAGAGGCCUGCGAGCGCCUUCUUCGUUUUCAUGGAGGAAUUUAGGAAGACUUUCAAGGAGAAGCACCCUAACAACAAAUCUGUCUCCGUUGUUGGUAAAGCUGGUGGAGAUAAAUGGAAAUCCAUGUCGGAAGCUGACAAAGCUCCAUAUGUAGCAAAGGCAGAAAAAAGGAAGACUGAAUAUAACAAGACCCUCCAGGCUUACAACAAGAAAAUGGCUGAGGGAGCAAAUGCAGCUGAUGAUGAGGAAGAGUCCGACAAGUCGAGGUCCGAGGUGAACGAUGAGGAUGACGAAGAUGAGAGUGGAGAGGAAGAAGAUGAUGAUGAGUAAAUUGCUUGCUUGUAGAUUUCGGGAGCAAGUUGUGUAGGAUAAGGAUUUCCAGAAUAUGUUGACCCAGUCAUUUUCAUCCGUUAGUUUAUCUUGAUAAUAGUUGUUUUUUUUAUUUUUCUUUUUUAGGGGCUAAAAAAAAAUUAGUUUCUGAGUUUCAUGAAACUCAUCAAUAUGGCUAUGUAUUUCCAUGUUGUUCUUAAACUUCAAUGAUUAAUCUAGUGUUUAUUUUCUGUUGAA
Cornus florida is the source of this 858-nucleotide messenger RNA. Its product is annotated as HMG1/2-like protein. The record is from RefSeq and is a predicted model, not a curated record. Lineage: Eukaryota; Viridiplantae; Streptophyta; Magnoliopsida; Cornales; Cornaceae. Bases 154 to 621 code for a protein of 155 amino acids. The transcript has 8 exons.